Molecule: messenger RNA, 1693 nt
Organism: Cyprinus carpio (common carp)
Lineage: Eukaryota; Metazoa; Chordata; Actinopteri; Cypriniformes; Cyprinidae
Product: G2/M phase-specific E3 ubiquitin-protein ligase-like
Exons: 5
Coding region: 17-796 (259 amino acids)
Molecular function (GO): ubiquitin-protein transferase activity
Source: RefSeq, a predicted model, not a curated record
UCUUGUGGAAAGUGACAUGUUCCUGAUGGCUGGGAGGAUGGUUGGUCACUCCUUCAUCCAUGGUGGUCCUUGUUUGUCAGGGAUCAGUCCUGCUGUGAUCCAUGUUUUACUUGGGCGGCCAGCUGAAACAGCCACAAUUCAGCUACAAGACUGCCCAGACCUAGAUCAUCGUGCAACUAUACAGUUGCUUGAGGGAGAUGAUGAACUUUCAGAUCAGGACAAGAAGGCUGUCCUAGACUUGGCUCUGUCAUGGGACCUCCCAGGUGUCACAAACAACAAUAGACAUUGGCUGUUCAACCGACUUCUGCAUCAUGCUGUCCUCAGAAGGACCAUUCGUCAAAUUAAACAAUUCAGACGUGGUUUAAAAGACACAAAAGUUUGGUCACUGCUGCUAGAACGUCCAGAUGUUGUCCCUUUGCUCUUCCCCAGAAACUCAGAAGCUGCCUGCUGUGCUCAGACUGUUCUGGAUAAUAUCAUAUGGCCUGCUGAGGAAGAAGAUGAUGAUGAUGAUGAUGAUACAUACCCACUUCACAUCAAAUGUCGCAUUGCAGAGUACCUCCCUUGUUUUAUUGAGAGUGCAUGUGUAGGCAAACUUCAGCAACUUGUGAAGUUCUGGGUUGGAUGGGAGCUUCCUUCAGCUGGCAUGAAGGUUAAAGUGAUCUGUGCUGAUCAUCCAAGAUCAUCAACAUGCUUUCAAAUCCUACGACUGCCUGGCCACUACAGUACAUUUCAGGAGUUUACUAUGGAUCUGGAAGCCUGUAUUGCAACAUGUGAUACUGGAUUUGGUUUGAUCUAAAGGGGACAAUCUGUGCCACUUAUGAAUUAGUGUAAGGUUCCUAGUUUGUAAAACAUUCAUAAUGUGCUAGAUUGCAGAGUUCAAAUUUUGUUCUACAAACAACCCCACCUGAUAAGACUGUUCCACAACAAUCAUUAAUGUUAAAUGGCCUAAUAUGUUUAAAAAUACAUUCAUUUUCAUGUCAGUGUUAUUAUUGUGAUUCACAUCACAUAAAUGGGCCAGUUCAUCAAUUUGCUAAUCUUUAUCAUAAAUGUUACUCAGGAAGAAAUUGUUCGAAGACAGAUCUACAAAGAUCCUCACCUGUUUAUGCUGUUCUGGCUCAAUCAUUUAGUAGGCAGUAGCAGAACUGUGAAUAGCAUAUAACAUACAACACCUCAUUUUCUGGAAGACUCAAGACCUGAUGUCCUCCCAGCUCCCACAGCUGAUUUGGAGUCAGAUUUCCCUCUGUACUUAGAGGGUGAUUGUCCCAUCCAUCGUGAAAGGUGUCCAGAUGAGCUUGCAGUCGUGGAAUGAACACGUAGUGACAACAGAAGAGAUGCAUAUGCUUUGACGUAUCCAGCUGCCCUUCUUCCUCCAACUGAUGAAGCACAUUGUAGUAGAUGUUUGUGACUGCAACCCAGAUAUCUCUCCAGAGCCUCUCUAUUCUGGUAAUGUAUUAAAUGUUUAGUUACAAAUGCAAUGCACUGAAUAAUUUGUUAAAUGCAGUGGUUCUCAAACUUUUUUGUUGUAAGGCAGGGAUGAAGACUUAUAAUCUGAAAAAAAAAAAAAAAAAAUUUAAUUAAACCAAAAACAUGUUGAAUUAUACAAUGCUUUAACAUCAGUUAUUUUGGUUGGUGUCCUCAUUUUUCUGAUGUUUGAUAGCACAAAAUUUGAUAAAUUUCUAUAUUUCAUAAAAUG